Molecule: messenger RNA, 618 nt
Organism: Nematocida minor
Lineage: Eukaryota; Fungi; Microsporidia
Exons: 1
Coding region: 1-618 (205 amino acids)
Biological process (GO): nuclear envelope organization; lipid homeostasis
Cellular component (GO): nuclear membrane; nuclear envelope
Source: RefSeq, a predicted model, not a curated record
AUGGCUUCUCUGUCCGAUAUAAACUGGGGAAAAAAAGAAACAAAGCAACCCAUAAACAAAACGCACCCGUACCAAUACGUGUCCUUCUCCAACCCCAAAAAAAGAAAGAUAGAGACUUCAGAGCACACGGGAGCUCCUCCUCCAAUAAUCCCAACUAAGCCGCAGAUACUCCAUUCUCCUCCAAGCCCUCCAGCCAGAAGCCAGCACGAGAUUCUUCUCAAGGCAAAUCUCGUAAUGCAGGCGUAUCUGAAUCUAAUAUUCAACUCAUUUGCUGUGGUGAUUAUGAUUCUUCUUGUUAUCAAAGGAUUUGUGAUGGUGAAAAACGACAUAAGCAUACGCAUACACACAUCCACAGAGAGCCAGAAAGCCAAGAUAUUAGAGUGCAGGAGACAGUACAAUUUAAAUCGGUGCAGCCCCGGGGAAAGGGUGCCCGCCGUGGAGAAACAGUGCCAGGCCUGGGAGGAGUGCAUGAACCAGGACCCAGUGCGCCAGGAGAUAGGAAAGAUUGUCCUAAGGCUCUUCAGCGAAGGAGCAGAAGAGCUGAUGAGUGCCCUGUCUGCAAGGAGUGUCUUCCUAGCCACAUUUGUGCUUAUCUGUGUUCUUAAAUUCCGUAAAUAG